AUGGGCAUGCUCGGGGUCUGCCGCAAGGUCUGGGCCACCGAAGGAAUCCGCGGCUUUUUCCGAGGAGUGGUGCCACCGCUCAUGGGUAGCUCCGUGUAUCGAUCUGCCCAGUUCGCUGUUUUCGAGGCCGUGUACACACGUGAGAAGGAGCUGGGCUGGGAUGAGUUUCGACUCCCGGGCACCGGCGGCCUUGCAGCGGCAACAGUCUUUGCCGGCGUUUGUGGCUCCUCGGCACGCGCUGUGAUCGAGUCGCCCAUAGAAUAUGCCAAGGUGAAGCGGCAGACUGGCCAGACUUGGCAUUUGAACGAGGUUUACCAGGGCUUCUUCAUGCAGCUGCCUCGAACAGUCGGAAUGAUGACCCUCAUCUUCUGCGGGGUAGACAGCGUCCGGCGCUGGAGUGAUGGCGAAGCCUUGAAGAGACCCCACUGGCAGUUUCUCUCCUGGGGCGGUGUAUCGAUGCUCAGCUUCUGGGCCAUCUGGCCGCUGGAGACGCUCAAGAACCAGGUGCAAGCAGGUACGGUCAUUGAGGGCAUUGCAGCUCCAACCAUCCGGCAACGCGUAGCACACCUGGGCGGACCUCUGGGCCUCUAUCGAGGCAUUCUCCCAGGAUCCGUGAGCGUCUUCCUCCGGAAUGGAACGGCUGCCGUCGUGAUGUCCUUUGCUCAGCGCAAGCUGACCGAGCUGGGUCUUCGCUGA
Molecule: messenger RNA, 696 nt
Organism: Symbiodinium natans
Lineage: Eukaryota; Dinophyceae; Suessiales; Symbiodiniaceae
Source: the annotation of a GenBank genome assembly